Messenger RNA from Colletotrichum navitas, 1041 nucleotides. RefSeq lists its product as uncharacterized. Bases 106 to 591 code for a protein of 161 amino acids. The transcript has a single exon. Lineage: Eukaryota; Fungi; Ascomycota; Sordariomycetes; Glomerellales; Glomerellaceae. The record is from RefSeq and is a predicted model, not a curated record.
CGACACCACCUAUGAAGCUCGUCGUAUACAAUAGUGACAAGCCCGGCUAAGACGAAAAACCGGAAUCAAAGAGGCUUGCAUGCGAGGUCGAUUUCCUAGCAAGAUAUGGACUCCCGACGCCCGCUCACGGAAGAACGCGACUGGUUCUACAACGGCCUUCCUAGCCUACCUAAGCUUGUAGCACGCUCUAGCUCAACACCGUUCCGCUUUAAUCGUGUUAACCCAUGGUUGUCGGAUCGCAAAACCCUGGCUGCUGUCGGCGAGCAUGCUAUUGUCAGCAGAUGGAACGACGAACCUUCCCUCCUGAGGGACCAAAUAUUAGGCAUCCUUGCCCGGCAGGACGUCGACUAUCAGGCGAUUGACAGCCUCCGCAUAGGAUACAUCGACAAUGAAAUGCCAGUCAUCGUCUCCAUCUCGGUUUCGGCGGGCACGCCAUGGGAAAUAGGCAGCCAAGUCGCCCGGGAAUGCAGAAAAGCCCUUGUCGAGCACGGGCUUGACGAUGUUCACUGCGAGAUCAAGGAGUUCAGGCUCUUAAACCUCGUCAAGGUCCUACAGCAAGACGCACACGACCAUCCUCCCGAAUAUCAGUAAUAUAUGUACCAGCUUUCCGAUCAGCUGGGAACCGCCAUUACGAGCUCAGACAAGCCCCGUCAGGAAGGCACAAAGGGGAUCUAUUUACGCCGAACCAGUAGCAAGCCCGCCAAUAUAUUCGCGCUAACCUGCCGACAUGUCUGCUUUAUCAGCUCUGAGGUGGGUAGUCGGUUGUCAGGAAAAGAGACGCUACCUAGCAAGCCCGUCAUCCAGCUGCCAGAGAGGGCAUACAAUAGAUACAUGGGCUCACUAGAGACCUCCAGAAACAGGGUAACUACAGCAAUCUAAUACACAGAGCAGAAACAAGAGGCUUACUACGUUAAUUUAUCUAUAAAUAUUACUAAACUUAAAGGCAAUAUAGAUACUGUUAAUGCUAUCCUGUAGUUUUUCUACUGUUGCACUUUAUUAAGCAGUAGGAUUAUUAGAGAGGUUGUAUACGCUGUAGCCUAU